CAUCACCAUCGUCAUCGCUCUCUACAUAAUAAUAACGUUCACAGUAAAACUCACGCACCUAUAUAUAUAUACAUAUAUAUAUAUAUACCCACACAUCAACAAUCUCUUCAAUUAACCUAAACCUAGAAACAUCCACACAUUUAUACAGAGAGAGAAAAACAGAGGAACAGAGAGAAAGAACACACAGAAGCUUCAUCUUCAUGGCUGGUCUGCAAAGAUCUGCGGUGUCUUUCAGGAGACAAGGUUCAUCGGGGCUUGUUUGGGACGACAAAUUAGUGUCUGCUGAAUUGAACAACGACCAAAACCAAGACCAAAAGGCUGCUGCCGACAACCUUAACGCAAAAACAGCAACACCACCACCCACCGCCGCCAUCCAGAGAACCCGCUCCAACGGCGGCUACCGCAUGGGAAAAGUCUCGCCGGCGAUCGACCCUCCCUCUCCAAAGCUCUCUGCUUGCGGCUUCUGCACCGCUUUCUCUAAAACAGGGGAAAAGGGUCGCCGCCGCGCAAAGCCCACCGCCAAGCACCGUUCCAGGUAGGUCUUUUUCUUUCCGGUGGCCGGAGAUUGCUCCCCGAGAAUAGUAGCAGUGGUCUCUGUUUUUUUUUUUUCUCUUUCGAGUUUUUUUUGCUUGUUUCAUUUUUCAAUUCUCUAUGGUUUGUGAUUGUAAUUAUGUGUAUACUUGGUGGAUCGAUCGACCUGGAAUUUUGAUCUUGUACAAAGUGAAUCUUCAUUAAUAUCUUCCACAUGAUUAUGCUUUUUCAAACUUAGCUUCAGUACAUUGCAAUAUCUCAAUAUCUCAGAACACUAUAAUUAUGCUUCA
This is a messenger RNA of Vigna unguiculata (cowpea), 821 nucleotides long. Its product is annotated as MAPK kinase substrate protein At1g80180. The record is from RefSeq and is a predicted model, not a curated record. NCBI's taxonomy places the organism in Eukaryota, Viridiplantae, Streptophyta, Magnoliopsida, Fabales, Fabaceae.